GACAUUGUCAGGGACGAGACAUGCCUCUUUUCUUCAAGCCUCUGAAAGUUACUUUUCACUGCGCUGCCGUUCCGUUUGUCAGCAGUUUCAGUUUGUCGGUUUUGCUGGUUGUGAAUAGUGAAGUCAGUAUAGUUAUAUAGUUAUAGACUAACAGUGUGAUGUUAGUGUAUAGACCGCUGGUUUGUUUACUCAGGCAUGGGACUGCAGUGAAGCUCUGUAGGACAGUCACCACCUGGUCACCUGUAGGAGCUGCUUUCAAUUCCAAAGUUCAGAAGAGACUAGACCUCUUUCAACAAAAUGUGGGGUUGUUUGGGGUCCCGGAGCUCAGCUCCUUGGAGGGUUUUGAUGUGGUCCAGGACAGAGCCCUGCAGGAGACAGAGCAGCUGGUGGAGAAAGCCUGCCGCUGCCCGCCAGGAGUCAAAACAGUGGAGAUAUUUGAUAAACUCUCAGACAGCCUGUGCAGAGUGGCAGACUUGGCAGACUUUAUCAAAGUAGCACACCCCGAUUCGUCCUAUCGGGAGGCUGCGGAGAGGACUUGUAUAAAGAUUGGCACUAUGGUGGAGAGGCUCAAUACUAACGUUGAAUUGUGUAAGAGUUUAAAGGACUUGUUGGAUAAUGAAGAGAUCAUGGCCAAAUUGGACCCAGAGACAAGAAGAGUAGCUGAACUGUUCAUGUUUGACUUUGAAAUAAGUGGAAUCCAUCUGGAUAAAAAAAAGAGGAAAGAAGCAGUGAACUUAAAUGUUAAGAUCUUGGAUCUGAGCAAUCAGUUUCUCAUGGGCUGUCACAUGCCAAACAGAAUAGAGAAGAAUGCUCUUCCUGAUCACCUUCACCAACACUUCACCAACGAGGGAAAUUACAUUCAGAUUGGAGGCCUGCAUGCUGAUGCACCUGAUGAUCUGGUAAGGGAAGUUGCAUAUAAAAUUUUUCUCUACCCCAAUGCAAAUUUGAUGCACAUACUUGAGGAACUGCUGACCUGCAGGGAUAAGCUGGCUCGAUUGGUUGGUUAUGAAUCUUAUGCACACAGAGCAUUAAAGGGAACCAUGGCCAAAAGCCCAGAGGCAGUCAUGAACUUCUUACAGCUUCUCACAGACAAACUCUCUGACAGGACUGAAAAGGAUUUUAAAAUGAUGAGGGAUAUGAAGACAAAACUCAACCCCAGAAAUCCAGAACUAAUGCCAUGGGACCAUCCAUACUUCAGUGGUGUGAUACGUGCUGAAAGAUUUAACAUUGAGCCAAGUCUGUACAGUCCGUAUUUCUCACUGGGGGCUUGUAUGGAAGGUCUGAACAGUGUUUUCACACAGCUGUAUGGUGUAUCGCUGCUGGCCGAGCAGCCCAGCCUGGGGGAAGUGUGGAGCAAAGACAUCCGCAAGCUGGCUGUGGUGCACGAAACAGAGGGUUUGCUGGGAUACAUCUACUGUGACUUCUUCUACAGGCCAGACAAACCCCACCAGGACUGCCAUUUCACCAUCCGUGGUGGGAGGCGGUUGGAUGAUGGCCAAUAUCAGCUGCCAGUGGUGGUUCUGAUGCUGAACCUGCCCCACGCCACUCGAUCUGCCCCCACACUUCUCAGCCCGGGCAUGAUGGAGAACCUCUUUCACGAGAUGGGCCAUGCAAUGCACUCCAUGCUGGGACGCACUCGUUACCAACACGUGACGGGAACACGGUGUGCCACUGAUUUUGCAGAGGUGCCAUCUAUUUUAAUGGAAUACUUUGCCACAGAUUAUCGCGUGAUUAACCAGUUUGCCCGGCAUUACCAGACAGGACAGCCUUUGCCGCAGAGCAUGGUGGCACGUCUCUGUGAGUCCAAGAAGGUCUGUGGUGCUGCAGACACUCAACUUCAGGUUUUCUAUGCAGUCCUGGAUCAAGUUUAUCAUGGAAAACCACAAAAUCAAUCAAUGACAGAUAUCUUGAUAGACAUGCAAAAGAAGUAUUAUGGCCUACCAUACGUCACCAACACCGCCUGGCAGCUGAGAUUCAGUCAUCUGGUCGGCUAUGGGGCGAAGUAUUACUCGUACCUGAUGUCACGGGCCGUGGCUUCCAUGGUGUGGAAGCAGUGUUUCCAUAAAGAUCCCUUGAACAGGGAAACCGGAGAGCGUUACCGCAGAGAGAUGCUGGCACAUGGGGGAGGGAAGGAGCCCAUGCUGAUGGUUGAAGGCAUGUUGCAGGAAAGACCCUCCAUUGAGGACUUUGUCAACGCUCUCGUGACUGACCUCGACCCUGACUUUGAAACGUUCAUCAUGGAUUCUGAAGGCUGAACUGCAACAAUUAUGUAGAAGAAACGGUGACAAUUAUUUCACAGAAGUGCACUGUGGUUUGUGUGUGUGUGUGUGUGUAUAUAUAUAUAUAUAUAUAUAUAUAUAUAUAUAUAUAUAUAUAUAUAUAUAUAUAUAUAUAUAUAUAUAUAUACACACACCCGUAUGUAUAUGCAGGUGAAUCUCACAAAACCUCUCUAGAACAUAUUUGGGUCAUAUUUCACCCCAAAAUAAAAAGAAAGAAAUAGGAAAUUAUAUUUUGCUUAAGAAAACAAAGGCUAUUUUUAAGACACUUAAGAUGUUUUGCAUUGUGAAUUUCUUUUUAUUUGUAUUAUUAUUAUUAUUAUUAUUGCAAUUAAGCACUUUUUAACCCCUAAUUAUCAUUACCAUAAUGUCAAAAAAUUUAUAUAUAUUAUUUAAAUUGUAAAUCAUGGUAGUAUUUAAACUAUAAUGUUAAGUAAAAUAUGUAUUAGUUUAUUAGUUACUGAUAUACAGUAAAAAAUUACUUAAUUGUCAUGAAAAUAAUGUCGCAAUGCAAAGAAAUCGUAAUGGUCCUAAAAAUAGGCUUCAUUUUCUAUAUGCAAAAUAUAACGUUCUAAUUUAGAAAAUAUGACCCAGACAUAUUUUCAUAAGAUUCCCCCAUAUAAUGCCUUGAAAAAGGAAAACGUAAAUUACCUCUAAUUAUAUCUCUAAAAAUAUAAUGUGUUUUUCCAUGACAAAGUGUGUAAAGUGUUCAGAUAAUUCUGUAAUAAAAUGUUUUCAGAUAUUACUGCA
Molecule: messenger RNA, 3026 nt
Organism: Myxocyprinus asiaticus (Chinese sucker)
Lineage: Eukaryota; Metazoa; Chordata; Actinopteri; Cypriniformes; Catostomidae
Gene: mipepa
Product: mitochondrial intermediate peptidase a
Exons: 19
Coding region: 159-2255 (698 amino acids)
Biological process (GO): peptide metabolic process
Cellular component (GO): mitochondrion
Molecular function (GO): metalloendopeptidase activity
Source: RefSeq, a predicted model, not a curated record